GGGGGAGCCUCUUCCCCUCCUGUUUUGCCCUUGAGUCACGCGUCCGUUAUUCGGGCUGGCCGGCUUCGCGGGGCGGGUGCCGAGGGAGGCGCUGGGCCGGCCCAUGCAGAGCCAGGAGGGAGGGAACCGGAGCUGGCCGCCUUCCCCAGUUGUCUCGCGUGCCUGCCAGAGGAAAAGCGGGAGGGAGGCGUCCGCGAUCAGCGCAGGGUCUUCCCUAAGGACGACCACCACGCCCAUCAUCCUCAGCCGGUCCGCGUACCGGGAGCCAGAAUAGGGCCGCAAUACGGGACCGGGGGCGCCAGGUUGCAGAAGCGACAUGCGGACCGGCGAGUCGCGCAUGCGCACGCUCCGGCGCAGGCGUCCUUCCAGAGAAGGGACUCGGAUUGGCUGCCCGUCUCCUCGCGCGGUUGCCGGGCAGAAAAUCGCGCGGGGCUUCCGUCGCGCGACCCGGAAGGUGAUGGCUGCGCCGCCGCGCGGAGGGGAGCUGCGGCUGCUCUGUCUCCACGGCUACGGCCAGAACGCCGAGCGGUUCCGUGCCCGGACCGGCGCGCUGCGAAAGGCCCUGCGAGGCCGCGCCCGGCUCCUUUACCUGGACGCGCCGCACCGCCUGCCCGCCGAGGAGCAGCCGGGGCCCGAGGGCGGCGGCGGCGGCGGCCCGCGCGGGUGGUGGCCGGAGGCGGCGGCCCGGCCUGAGCCCGAGGCGGCGCUGCGGGCGGUGGCGGCGGCGCUGGCGGAGCUUGGCCCGGUGGACGGCCUGCUGGGGUUCAGCCAGGGCGCGGCGCUGGCCGGGCUGCUGUGCGCGCUGCGGGAGCGCGGGGACGGGCGCUUCCCCUUCGGCUUCGUCCUGCUGGUGGCCGGCUUCCCCGUGGCCGAGGCGGCGGGGGCGGCGGCGGGGGCUCUGCGGGUGCCCAGCCUGCACGUCUUCGGGCGAGACGACCGCGUCAUCCCGGCGGCGGAGAGCCGGGCGCUGGCCGAGCGCUUCGCCCGCCCCGCCCUGCUGGCCCACGACGGCGGCCACUUCGUCCCAGCAGCCGCCGCGCAGAGGGCCGCCUACCUGGGCUUCCUGCGCCGCUUCGAGGGCCCCGCGGAGGACGAGCUAGGACCGCCCGGACCGCCGCCGACUCCCCCGCGCGCCUCGGACUCGCGCUCGGCGGUUUCCCUGCGGGGCUCAGGCGAAGGUCUCUUGAAUCAGGCGGCGGCUGGAGGAGGAGGAGGAAGAGGAGGAAAGCCCCGCACCGGAGACCCGCAAGACACCGAGCCGGCCUCUCCCUCAAGCGGUCUAUAACGGCCCCUGCCUGCAGGCUGCACUGCUGCAAUUAAGGGACUUUUUGGGAUACAAGACCAGUCCAGUUUGGAGCCCUGGAAGCCGUGCUGUGCUUCAGGCUGACUCUCCCAAGUACCAGGCUUGGCUGAUCACAGUGGCGGGACUAGCCAGGCACCCAGGUUGCAGAACCGCUUUUCAUCUUGGCUCAGGGACAGAUUUCAGGAUUAAACUGAAGAGGGGACUACGAAACCGACUUUUGUCCUGGGAUGUAGGACCUGCUGUUUGUCAGUAUGUUUGGAGGAAGAAUGGGCAGGUCUGCUUGACUCAUCUCAAAGGCUGCAAGAUAAGCGUCUUCUUCCCAGAUAAGAGGAUUCCUGCCUCUCCUGCCAUCUGAAUCACAGCCCUAAUGAGGGUGUCAACAACCUUCCUUUGGUCCUCCUUGCUCAGGUCCGGUCCUGAGAGAGGAAGGAGGAAGGCUGGGAAUCUGGGGUUUUCCAUCCCAAUAGAGCCUCCAUAACAGGUCUGGAUGUUCUCGGAAAGCUAUAACCAAGUCAAAGUGACAGUGGAUUAGGCUUUUGAUUCCAGGGAUUGUGGUUGCAGUUUGCCUCCAGAAGUUAGAGUUUGCCUCCAGAAGUUAGAGGUUUUUAAGAAGAGAUUCGACAGCACCUGUCUGACAUGGUAUAGCAGGGGACUAUUCUAGAAGACCUCCAUGGUCCCUUCUAGCUCUCUUCUGAUUGGUUGAUAAGGAUUUUAAGCUUUAUUUUAAUAGGGGUCAUUAAAUGAUCUUGUACUUGUGA
This is a messenger RNA of Ahaetulla prasina, 2061 nucleotides long. It is a transcript of the gene OVCA2, whose product is annotated as OVCA2 serine hydrolase domain containing. The record is from RefSeq and is a predicted model, not a curated record. The transcript has a single exon. Bases 317 to 1285 code for a protein of 322 amino acids. Gene Ontology annotation, biological process: response to retinoic acid. NCBI's taxonomy places the organism in Eukaryota, Metazoa, Chordata, Lepidosauria, Squamata, Colubridae. Gene Ontology annotation, cellular component: nucleus; cytoplasm.